GUCCUCUGUGCUUUGUUGAAGCCCUCGAGAGCCUUUCGGCACUCUGGCACCUCAGCCCAGGACGUUUUGCCGAGAACUCCAAGCGGCUGCGAAUGCCGUUGCGAAGCUGCCUCCUUGGAGGCAACUGCUGCAGCAGCUCGGAAGCGAGCGUUGAGGUCCUCGGGAUGAUCGACGCGUAUGUCCACGGCCGUCAUCGGGCCCUUGAGCGCUGUAAGACGUUGCGCUUAGUAGUUAGCAGCGUAGUUAGUCAACUGUGCCACGCGUUUGACAUUCUCAUAUGCCUUCCGCUUGACGUCCAGUUGUUCGUUCGCGGAGACAUUGUAUGCCUUCCACGCAAUAGGGCACUGCUGGCGGUGGUGCGCGCAUCCGCAAAAUUCGCAGAUGUUCUCGCACUGCUUUCAGUGGUGACCCGCAAGACUGCAAGUAAAACAGACUAGGUCUGCAUCUUGUGCAAUAGGCACCUGCGGGCGACUAGAAUUUGGAGGACUCGGGGGUUGCGGCCCACGAUACUGACAAUAAGUUCCGUAGGCUAUUUGACAGCACUGGCGUGCUAGCGACAGAGCGCAUAGCACAAUGCACUUGAAGGAUCUGCGAAUUACG
Baudoinia panamericana UAMH 10762 is the source of this 600-nucleotide messenger RNA. RefSeq lists its product as uncharacterized. The transcript has a single exon. Lineage: Eukaryota; Fungi; Ascomycota; Dothideomycetes; Mycosphaerellales; Teratosphaeriaceae. The record is from RefSeq and is a predicted model, not a curated record. The coding region runs from base 93 to 437 and encodes 114 amino acids.